GGAAAACGCUCCCAGACGAAACCAAUUCAAAUUUUUUGUUCUUCUUAUUUCCUCCCUUCUUCUCUAUAAUGUCUGCCAGACGCCAGCUAUUGAGAUCUUCUACCCAGCUUUCUGCUGCCCUUCGCACCUCUGCUCCUAAGGUUGCUGCUAGAACCACCCCUCUUUUGGUUCGUUCUUCUGCAAACGCUGCUCGCGCUUUCUCCACCACCAGGUAAAGUGUACCCGCCGAAUGGGAAGCAAUCUUUCUGCUUCAAUCAGCUAAUAGAUGCUUUCUGAUAAUAGCUCCAACGGCUUCUAUGCUCUUCGUGCUUUGCAACCCGCCACCUUGAAGGAUGUCAGACUCUACAGCUCCAAGUCUUACCCAUCACACACUGUCAUCAACAUGCCUGCUCUUUCACCUACUAUGACCCAAGGUAACAUUGGUGCUUGGAACAAGAAGGUUGGUGACUCCAUUGCUCCCGGUGAGGUUUUGGUCGAGAUUGAGACCGAUAAGGCUCAGAUGGACUUUGAGUUCCAAGAAGAGGGUUACAUCGCCAAGAUUUUGACCCAACCCAACGCAAAGGAAGUCGCUGUUGGUCAGCCCAUCGCUGUUUUGGUUGAUGAUGCCGACGAUGUUGCCGCCUUCGAGGACUUCGUCGCCGAAGACGCUGGCGCUGCUCCCAAGGAGGAGGCUGCCGCUCCUGCUGAAGAGAAGAAGGAGGAAUCUUCUGCUUCCAAGGCUGAUGCCCCCAAGGCUGAAGCUAAGUCUGGUAGCUCUGACGAUCGCGUCAAGGCUUCUCCCAUUGCCCAAAAGAUUGCCAACGAACGUAAGAUUGAUUUGAGCCAAGUCAAGGGAUCUGGACCUGGUGGCAGAAUCGUCAAGGAAGACGUUGAAAACUACAAGCCUGCUGCUGCUUCUGCCUCUAAGUCUGCUGCUGCUCCCAAGCCUGCUGCCGCCAAUGCUCCUACCACUGCUGCUGGACCUGCUUUCACUGAUGUCCCCACUACCAACAUGCGCCGUGUUAUCGCCACCCGUUUGUUGGAGUCCAAGACCACUAUGCCCCAUUACUAUCUCACCUCUGAGAUCAACAUGGAGAAGAUCAACAAGCUUCGUGAGGUUCUCAACGCCUCUGCCAACAAUGAGUACAAGCUCUCUGUCAACGACUUCAUCAUUAAGGCUUCCGGUCUUGCUCUCAAGAAGGUUCCUGAGGUCAAUGCCUCAUGGCAAGGUGACUUCAUUCGCCAAUAUCACAACUCUGAUAUCAGCGUUGCUGUCUCCACUCCUGCUGGUCUCAUCACUCCUAUUGUCGGUUCUGCUGACACCAAGGGUCUUUCUGCCAUUUCCAACCAAGUUAAGGAGUUGGCCGGCCGUGCUCGUGAAAACAAGCUUCAGCCUCAUGAAUACCAAGGAGGAUCUUUCUCCAUCUCCAACCUUGGUAUGUUCGGUAUCCAGCAUUUCCAGGCUAUCAUGCAACCUGGUCAAAGCGCUAUCUUGGCUAUCGGAUCUACCAUCAAGAGAGUUGUUCCUAAAAGCUUCAGCAUCUAAUCAUGUCUCCUAAUUACCCUUAUUGCUUUCCAAAAACCCCAAAACAAACCUCUUUUUCUUUCGCACUUUUGUGUUCAUUAUGACCCCUCUUUCUUUCUAAACCAUCUGACCACUUUUCCACAUAAAAAGGUUACGGUACAUACAUUCAUCUUGUAAAAAGAAGAUGGUGCCUACUACACAAUGACAAGAAUACUUGAAUAAAAUUUAAAUGGCAAGCUUGCCUUUUCAUAGAUAAACAAAAGUGUGAAUGA
This is a messenger RNA of Umbelopsis ramanniana AG, 1776 nucleotides long. RefSeq lists its product as uncharacterized. Bases 266 to 1525 code for a protein of 419 amino acids. Lineage: Eukaryota; Fungi; Mucoromycota; Umbelopsidomycetes; Umbelopsidales; Umbelopsidaceae. Gene Ontology annotation, cellular component: pyruvate dehydrogenase complex. The transcript has 7 exons. Gene Ontology annotation, molecular function: dihydrolipoyllysine-residue acetyltransferase activity. Gene Ontology annotation, biological process: pyruvate decarboxylation to acetyl-CoA. The record is from RefSeq and is a predicted model, not a curated record.